GUGGGAGGUGAGAGCACGCCGCGGUCUUCCAUGAAGGGCGGCCCUGUCAACUAGAAGCGGCUCCGUCGUCCCGAGCGCCGGUAUCUCGCCAUGGACUUCCUGUUAAGCGGCGUGGCGGCGUGCGGAGCGUGUCUGGUGACCAACCCGCUGGAGGUGGUCAAGACCCGCAUGCAGCUUCAGGGUGAGCUGAAGAGUCGGGGGACCUACCAGGUUUACUACCGUAAUGUCUUCCACGCUUUCUACACCAUCGGUAAAGUGGACGGCCUGGCCGGGUUACAGAAAGGCUUGGUGCCUGGAUUGAUGUACCAGUUUUUUAUGAACGGAGUCCGCCUCGGCUCGUACGCCAUCAUCGAGUCUUCUGGUUACAUCCACACGGAUGGAAGGGUCAGUGGGGUGAAGACCGUCUUUGCUGGCGCGGCGUCAGGAGUGAUGGGAGCUGUAAUUGGCAGCCCUCUUUAUCUGAUAAAAACUCAUCUGCAGAGCCAGUCCACCUCCUCCAUUGCUGUAGGACAUCAGUAUAAACACCAGGGGAUGAUCCAUGCCAUGGUGGCCAUCUACAAGGAGUACGGCCUUAUGGGACUGUGGAGGGGCUCCAGUGCCGCCGUACCAAGGGUCUGCGUGGGCUCAGGUGCUCAGCUAUCAACUUUCUCCUCUGCCAAAGAGCUGGUGGUUGAUCUUCAGGUGUUUCCAAAGGACAGCUGGUUUGUUGCGCUGAGCGCGGGCAUGAUCAGCAGCGUGGUGGUGGUGCUGGCAAUGACGCCUUUUGAUGUGGUUGGCACACGGCUCUACAACCAGCCGGUGGAUCAUCAGGGCAAGGGGCUGCUGUAUAAAGGAUUUGUUGACUGCUUUUCUAAGACACUGACGAGGGAAGGGCUGAUGGGACUCUACAAAGGUUUGGAAGCCUCUUAUUUCCGGAUCGGUCCUCACACCAUUCUCUCCUUGUUCUUAUGGGAGGAACUACGCAAAUUUCACCAGCAGUACAGAUAACCGGAACCAGGAAGUUGGAAUUGGUCAUUCAUUAAGCUGUGAGUCUACAAGUUAAAUGAGUUUAUAAUAUUCUGUUUAAACCAAAACCAGGGAGGUUUUUCCUACUCAUUUACCAAGGGUAGUGAUAUUUAAAAAAAAUAAAUACAUUAGAGGACUCUGAAAGGAAGAGAAGAGAAGGGAAAGAAAAGAAAAGCAAAGAGAAGAGAAGAAAAGAAAAGGGAAGGGAGGUAAAAAAGUAGCAUUCAGCACUUGGUGACACAACCUAUUGGGAAACAGGAAAUUAUUUAAUAUAUAUUUAUUAAAGUAUCACUCCUAGCUGUUCAAAUGCAAUAGAUGACCUUGUAGGAGAUGUGUUACUACCGCGAACAGUUUUUCAUUCCUUGCCAACUUAUAAAGAAACCUAUUUUAUAAAAUAUCCAUCAAAAUAGUAUCUGAUGAUCACUUUUCAGGGACCACGCACUUUUGUGCCUGCAAUAAAUCCAUAAUAUGGAUUACAACUGCAAAGAGACUGAACCGGGUGUGGUCAGUGAUCCAAAUUGUCAAAGAUCGAUUAGUGCACUAACAUGUUAAGAUUGCCUUAUAUUUACAUAUAUAUACACCAUGUGAAUAUUUUGUGCAUCAUACUUGCCCUCGUGAGAAAGGAAUGUGUGUUAUUUAUUUGUGUUUCGGGACACAUAAAACUCCCCUUUUGAGUAAAAAAAUAUUUAACUGUAUUGAUUAAAAAAAGGAUGCUGGUGAUUUUCUAACCAUUCUUAGUUGGUGCUUCUAGUACUCUACUAAGUAGUGCAUCAAAAUGUUUUACUGUAAAUCAUUUGUGUGAAUGUACUGUAGAACAAUUUAUUAACAGAGGAAAAACAUGUUGCUUUUUUGUAUUUUGAGUUUUGAGGGACAAGUGGUAGAAAAUGGAUGGCUGUUUUGCGAUAUGAAGACCAUUAUUUAGAUGUGAUCACUGUUUGUUAGUAGUACUGAAUACUAUAAACACAACCUUCUAUGUAUUAUGCAUACAUUUGAAAGACCAGGAAUUUCCAUUUCCUGAUGAAUUUUAAAGGGGAACUGCACUUUUUUGGGGGAAUUUUGCCCAUCAUUCACAAUCAUAAUGAAAGGCAAGACGAUGGAGAUAUACACUCAC
This is a messenger RNA of Entelurus aequoreus (snake pipefish), 2116 nucleotides long. Its product is annotated as solute carrier family 25 member 35-like. The transcript is spliced from 5 exons. The record is from RefSeq and is a predicted model, not a curated record. Bases 91 to 987 code for a protein of 298 amino acids. Lineage: Eukaryota; Metazoa; Chordata; Actinopteri; Syngnathiformes; Syngnathidae.